UCCAAGUGCAACAGUAGAUCGUGCCGGGCAAGCCAGAAGAUCGCCAGUUUAGUAAAAGCCUUCCCGGGAAGCCGAAUGCAUUAGAAGUUGUGUUUAAGUUCAACGGUUAAGCUCACGUAGUUGUAGCUCUUCUAUCCGAAUUCUGCGUCGCGUAGUGCUGUAAAAGUGUUUUCCUUCUACUAAUAUUUAAAAACAAAACUUUGGAUUGUUAUCCAUCCCUCCCCCCAGAAGCUAAUAAAAGGGUGGAGAUACAUUUUUAUCUACUUAAAAAAAAGCAAGAUUUGCACGUACUACACACGUGCUGUUGCUGCUGGCGCUCGGUUCACUAAACAUUGCACCAACAGAAGAAGCAAAGCGCAUACCCUUUUUUUACGUACGUACGUUUCAAUUCAAUGUGUUUGAUAACAUCGAUUUUAAACUGUUAAAAACAAUCAUAUUUAAAGAGCCGGCGAAGAAGAAAAGCAAAAACAGGCGCCAUAUUGUUCUGUUCUGUUGCCCGCAUUGCCAUCUUUUCAAUUCCGAGAGCAAAGUUCAUUGAACCUUCCAAUCUUGCCGAACAUCUCGCUCUUCUCCGUGUGAGUGCGUAUUUGUGUAGCAGCAGCAGCAGUAGUCCCUGGCAACGCACGCCUAGGUAACGAUUGAGCCGGGUGAUAUGAUGAAAUUCGCUAAUUCGGACACGACGACAAUGUCGUUGCGGCAUGGUGAACAAUAUGAAAAUUGUUCGGAGCUGCUUAUCGAACCAGCAGAUAUGACAUCGCUCGAAGAAUUGGAUCCGGCUAUCCUGAGCUGCGGUUUGCCGGCCAUCGUACUCAACGAGGAGGAUCUAGCAUCGACAACGACCGCGACGACGCAAAACCCUGCCCUGCCGUCGUCCCUCCUGGGUUCCUUCAAUGUUGCUGCCGCCACCGCAGCCAACGUGAUCCGCUACACGGUCGCCCAUUUGCUGGCCCUUAGAAAGAGCCCGUUCUCCCAUCGACGCCCGGCCGCAAUCGACGAUCCGCGCACGGCACAGUAUCCGAUAUGGAGCCGUAACGGUUUUAACCAUCAGGACCCUCGGGGACGCCGGGCAGGCGGUGGUAACGACGAGGAGCAGCUCGGCUACGGUCGCAAACCGAACGAUCGUCAACGCGACAAUGGCUUCAAUCCGCCAAGAUUUCGACGUAAUCAUGAGUUUAGCAACCGGAACCAUCACGUGAUCGUGAAAAGCUACAAUGCGGGUGAUCCUGCCGGGCACAACGGUGCGAUGCGCCUGCAGGAUACGAUCAUCGAGGAGGAACCGGAGUGGGUUGUCGGUGGUCCCACCUCCCGGCUGGAUACGAUCGAGCUGCGUGGCUUCGAUGAGGAUGUUAGCCGCACGGUAUCGGAAUCGCUGAAAACGUCGCCCCCUUGUGGAAAGCAGCGUGGCGCCUUCUUCGACGAGCUGCUCCACUACGAGCACGUUCAUCCGAAGCAUCAUGGUGGGGCGAAACACGACAUGUCGGGUAGUGCCGGCGAUGGGGAGAGUGUGUCCACCUCGAACAACGGGUCUCCACCACCGGCCCGCAGCACUCCGACGAAGAGUGGUCCGGACAUGAACAAUAACGGUGGGCAUGGACGGAAGCUGUCCGGGUUGGCUGCGGGAUGUUCCUCUUCCGGUGGCGGUGGUGUCAAUGUGUCAAACUUUGAGGAACUCAUGAAGUUCGACUCGAUCCUGGGAGAUUCGGGCGAUUCGUCGAGUUCCCGGUUCAACAAAUACUACCACCGUGGAACCGGCGGUGUCGGUUCCGGAUCGUCUGGUGGACAACAGCACCACUAUCAGAAUCAUCACGCGCAUCAGCAUCAUCACGUCCGUUUUGCGCUCGAUCGGAACACGCAUCACUACAGCAAUGCUCCGCCGCAGCACCAUCCGAACCGGCAGGCCGGUUCCGGACGGCUGCCAAUGUCGGCCCUCCAGCAUCCUCCCGCCGGUGUCGAAUCGUACAUCCCGGGCGGAUCAUCCGGCGGCUUACCCACCGCCGGUGACGCAAAGUCCUUCCAGCGGCUGCUGGAAAUGUUGGCCGCCCAGAACCAACGCAACUAUCAGCAGCAUCAGCAGCACUACCUGCUGCAGCUGCUACAAAACUGCCAGGAAACGGAAACGCUCCGUCAAAUGUUGCUGAAGAAAUGUUCGCUGGAAAAUGCGGUCACCACCACCAACCUGACGGGGGGCGGUCAGUCGCAAAGCCAGCGCAUACCAACGCAGGCUGAACUGCAGCAGCACACGCAAACGAUCAUGCAGCAAGCGCUGCUGCGGAAGAAGAUCGCCGAACAGAGCCGAUAUCUGCUGGAGCAACAGACCAACGGUCAGGAACCGAUACCGGCCGUCCAGCAGCUGAUACAAUCGAUCUGCCCGAACGUACAGCGCAGUCUGUCCGUGCUGGCCGGCAAUGGAUCAUCGCAGCACGCCGGGCCGGAAGGUAGAAACGAUCCCGGAGCUGCUGCUGUAGGUGGUGCCAUGUUUGCUGGUGGCAAUCGUGCAGGCCAAAUGAGACAUUCGAACAGACGUUACUAGCCCCCUGCCUCAAACCUUUAUCCCUUUCUAUGGGGGCUACGGUUUGGAGCGAUUUUGCGAUUUGAUUUUAUACUUCUACUACUCCUUUCAUUCGGAAAAUGAUCAUCUCCUAACUGCCACAUAAAAGCACCCGCGCAAUUUGAAGGCAAACGCUGCUUGAUUUUGAUAUUUGGAUGGUUUGAAAUUUAUGCUUCUCUUUUAUUAAGUUACUACACUAUUUCUACUACUUCUGCCUGUUUCUUUGUGUUUGGUGUGUUAGGAGAAUACUUUGCAAAUAGAAAACGGUUAAUGUGCAAUAGCUUUUGGUAUAGGAGAAACCCGAAGCGUCGGAACAAGGCUGGUCUCCAUGAUCCAGCGUAGGCAGUGCACACCCCAGCAUCACGCGGCCUAGGCAAAGAUCGAUUUUACGUUCCCAAACAUCAUUCCGUAGGGUUUGCUCUAUCAUUUUUCUUACCUAUAAAUGUAAAUUAAUAUUUCAUGUUUGA
Messenger RNA from Anopheles stephensi (Asian malaria mosquito), 3015 nucleotides. It is a transcript of the gene cup, whose product is annotated as protein cup. The transcript is spliced from 3 exons. The coding region runs from base 653 to 2530 and encodes 625 amino acids. Lineage: Eukaryota; Metazoa; Arthropoda; Insecta; Diptera; Culicidae. Gene Ontology annotation, biological process: negative regulation of translation. The record is from RefSeq and is a predicted model, not a curated record. Gene Ontology annotation, molecular function: mRNA binding. Gene Ontology annotation, cellular component: nucleus; cytoplasm.